UUUGGUUGUUUACAUUGUCGCAUAGCUUAAACUCCAGGAGAGUGACUCGUAAAUCUCGUGGAUUUGUGUUCUCACGCUGGCGUUAGGUAUUCUCGUAUACCACUGACCGGGCGGCUAAUAAACGAGGCCCUCGCGAGAACAAGAGGAUGUUGAGUGAUAUACAUAACAAAAGCUAUAUCACCUCAGAUAUCACGAUAACAAACGAUCGUUUGAAUGGGAUCGGUGUUAUUUAAACAUGUUUUGGUUUGACGGUUCGCGACACGUUACUCGUGAAAAAGUAAUCAGUGUCGCGCUAGGAGUAUACUGUUCUGAUUGCUAUAAUACUUGGACCCUUUAUCCUCGCCGUGAGCUUGGUGAGAAGACCAAGAUUGGAAUUGGGUUUUGGCACCUUAUUAUUGUCUUUGUACAAUUCCUGCUAUGUCGAUAUGCUGUAAAGAAGGACCUGUUACGAUUUUCUGCAUCUUCAUCGUCAAGAUUUUUCUCAAAAUGAUCUCACCAAAUUCUAAGGGACCCUAAGAAUUUUACAUCUUAAAUCAGAAUCUCUUCGUAAGAGAAUUCUCAGGUACUCCGAUGUUCUGUCCAGAUCUCCUGCACUUCUGCGUUUUGCCUCUACUGCUGCUGCUGACUACAAACUACUCGAUAGUUUCCCCACGACAACAUAUUACAAACUCGACAAAAUCUUCAUAUAUAUCGACAUAUGGAAAUAUCUCAGGGGAUAUGAACACCAAUCGAAACUGGAGGGAAAUUGCCAGAAACAAGUCAAAACUGGUUAAGGAUUUACUGUCUAAUUAUGACAAGAGAAUACGACCCUUCACUGGAGUCUUACCUUUAGAAGUCAGAGUCGAUAUGUUCAUAUCAAAUAUAUGGGCAAUUGAAGAAGCAAGAAUGGAUUUUACGAUAGACAUGUAUCUGCGGCAAUACUGGCGGGAUCCCCGGCUGAUAUUUGACCCGGUACCAGUCAACACAGACGUCCUCACGCUCAACAGACAAACCAUAGAUGAGAUAUGGAUACCUAGCACUUACUUUUUCAAUGCAAAGAAAGCAUACUUCCACGAUGUAACGACGGAAAAUUAUCUGCUCAUGAUCAAGCCGAAUGGAGACGUCUUCUACAGUGUCAGAUUAACUAUUACGAUGGCGUGUAAAUUGACGCUUCAGAUGUUUCCUCACGAUGUUCAGGUCUGUGAGAUGAUGUUAGAGUCGUACGGUUACCAAGCAACUGAUGUGUAUUACCGGUGGAACUCCCGAAAUUCGACGGGAGAUGUAGUGUACAUUUCUGAAGACUUGGAGAUGCCCCAGUUCAAGAUCACUAACGUCAAAUUGGAAGAGAGAACCAACAUAUAUAAUAUUGGUCCUCACUCGGCUCUCAUAGCAAAGUUCACGUUCCAUCGUCGCCUUGGUUACUACAUGAUCCAAACAUACAUCCCCUCCAUGCUGACCGUCACUAUCUCCUGGUUCUCUUUCUGGAUCUCACCGGAUUCUCCGCCUGCCCGAGUGGGCCUGGGAAUUACAACGGUGCUGACGAUGAUCACGAUAUCGAACAGCGCACGCGCACCACUCCCCAAGGUGUCAUACACCAAAGCUAUCGACUGGUUCCUCCUCAUGUGCUUGGUCUACGUGUUCGGUGCUCUCAUGGAGUAUGCCAUUGUCAAUUUUUAUGCGUGUAAAGUACAACAGCGAAAUCGAAACAAGCGAGAAGAAAUUCGGCGAAUGAAACGCGAGGCAGAAAUGGAGGACAGCUUUGAUGAUGAUGAGUCUCAACCAUGCUUGAAUGGUAACGUGUCUUCAGCUAAGGCGCGGUGGGCAGCGGCGGUCGCGGCGAAUGCUGGUCCCUCAUCGUCAUCGCAACAUAACAGACAACCAGAUAGGAUAACCAGCUUUCGUUCACUCACUACUGUCGUGAUAGAUAGGAAGAAUCCAUUUUUCCCAAGGUCGUAUGUCCAUAAAAGAGGCGUCAAGCGAAAAGCAACCAUGAAGCAAAUACCAAGAUCAAGACCACAGCCGCCCCAAGAGGAAAACAAUGAGGGAAAUAACGCUGAGGGUGAAGACAAAGACAAUACACCACCGCUAAAACCGUACUAUUUCUGGGACCCAUAUGAGGCAGCAUUCAUGGCGACUGAGCCUGCGUACACAGUGGACAAAUACGCGCGGAUUUACUUCCCAGUGACAUUCGCGGUGCUAAAUUCCAUUUAUUGGAUAGUGUAUGCACCAGAUAAAAUAAUAUUUUAAAAGUGAAUUUCCAACCUCAUCUCAGGGUCUUCUGGAUAAUUAUGAAUAUGGCGUCUAAUUGACAAAGACGAUUGGAAAUUACACAAAAGACGCUGGGGCGAGGUUGGUGAAUUUUUCAGGUCGAAUUUUCUCCUAAUAUCUGAAUGAGUACAUAUUAUUUAGACUAAGGGCUGUCUCAUGGUUCAAUAACUGCAUCCGAAACAACAUUAGCUUGCUAUUAUUUUGUAUUAUUUGGAAAUGCUUAUUUUGAAACAUUGGGAAAUCUGUUAAGGAAGGAAGCAAGUGCGCAUGGUCAGAGUGGAAUCGGCGAAUGCGAUUGGCAAAUGGCAGUUCUCGUUUAAACAUUGUUGAUACCUUGAAAAAAUGAUUUCUCAAUGCAUUUUCGAAUGUAAACGUUGAACGUAAGAUAGCCCUUUGGUGUGCAAUGAAUUGUGUACACUCGUCUUUUUUUUACCUUUUUAUAAGAACGUCCAGCCUGCGAUUUCACCAAAAUUUAAGAACAUGCUAAGAACAUUCAGAGGCUCAGAUGCAGAAAAAAUUGUCUUUUUUAGUCCUGAUGCGUUCUAAAAUGCAGAAUCAAAUUGUACUCAUAGUAACAACCUUAUUAUUAUUAUUGAUCAUUAGUCUCUCCUAAUGAUUCAUUGGGUAUUAUAUUCUUAUAUACACUAAAAUUUGAGAAUAUCUUAAAAACAUAUUCAUAUUUAAAAUGUCCCAAAAAUAUGGACGGCCCAGCCUCAACUGAAAAUUAGACGUUCUUAUAAAAAAGAGUGUACUUUUUAAAAUGAGGUUAUAUACAUACUGAUUAUUGCAAAAUAUUUAUCUAUAAUCUUACAAUAUUUAUGUUUAAAGCAAACAAAACAAUUCGUGAUUUUUUAAUGUGUUAUCAGUCAUCCUGAAGUUGGACUUUAAAUGAAAUAACAGUGUCGGGUCAAUUAUAUAUUCAAGGAUGGUUUCGUUAUGACCAUUAUACCAAAGUCUGCGAAGCCUUCAAUUCUCUGCAUCUAGGUAAAGACGCAUUUUAUUAUUAUAAAACCACCCCUAGAUUUAGCCUCGAUUAUUAGCCGUUUCUGUGGGCCCGAAGUAUUUGUCCACACCAUUUUGGGCAGAAGAUCGUAAGACCGCAACGUCCGACGUGGGCUGGAUGCAAUACUGUAUACCCUGAAUCCGCCUCUUUAAAGUGAAUAAUUUGAAGCCUCAGCUAAACCAGGCGAAUCUGUAUAACACUUCAAAAAGAAGAUCAUUUUUUUGUUUUUCAGGAUAACAUCUAUUUAAAGAUUUCCUAGCCAUAAUACAUGCUCCAUCCUCUGGGCAUUUUAAUAAUAUUUUGGUGGUCUUAAAUAAAUAUUGCAUACAAAGCUUACAGGGCCGUGCAGGGAUGGGGCAUUGGGGACAUGUGCCCCCCCCCCCCCCCCUAAAUAUUCUAAAAUAAUAUAAGGAAAUGACAAGUAGGGGCGUGGCUAUGCCACCAAUAUUUUCUUUAAAAUGUUUUUGUAUUCUGCCCCCCCCCCCCCCCCAAAUCUUAAGUGGCCUGCUACGGCUCUGGCUCAUCAGGAGAAAUUUUAAAUGGGAUUAAUGGAUGGAUGGGUGGCAAAGAAACAAAGAUGAACAAAGAAAACGAAUCUCUAUUAAACGCGCUGAAAAAUUGAACCUACUCAAAUGCAGGACAAAAGGAAGACGAAAAAUACGAAUAAUUUGCGCUUACACUCUUUGCCAUGUUCAGGAAACCAGCGAUCUUUGUGGGUAUACCAAAAAGAGAGGGAUUAUUUUUGUGCCGAAGAAAGAUAGCGCUGGAUCAUUAAGCACGGCUGAAUGUGUAACUUUAUGCAGAUGUACUCAAGCAAAAUUAUAACUUAUUCUAUAACUAAUAUCUAAGCUGAAAAAAUAAACAAACAAUAAAAACAUGAACGAA
Nematostella vectensis (starlet sea anemone) is the source of this 4135-nucleotide messenger RNA. RefSeq names its product glycine receptor subunit alpha-4. Gene Ontology annotation, cellular component: neuron projection; synapse; membrane. The record is from RefSeq and is a predicted model, not a curated record. Gene Ontology annotation, molecular function: chloride channel activity; GABA-A receptor activity; neurotransmitter receptor activity. The transcript is spliced from 12 exons. Gene Ontology annotation, biological process: gamma-aminobutyric acid signaling pathway; chemical synaptic transmission; regulation of membrane potential. NCBI's taxonomy places the organism in Eukaryota, Metazoa, Cnidaria, Anthozoa, Actiniaria, Edwardsiidae. Bases 571 to 2226 code for a protein of 551 amino acids.